AUGGCACGAUAUGCCGAGGCAAAUAUGCAAAAGUACACUUUCCCUCAGAACGAGCGAGACAUACUCUUCAAUGCGACUUGCCCUCACAUUGGAGACUUCGACUGUGCCAACUGCGACACCAACCAAAUCAUACAUCGGCGCGAGAGAGAUACCAGGAGCACCACCAUCGAGAUACACUAUGGCACAAUCGCAUCCGGCAAUCAAGUAAUCAAAGACGCUCAAACACGAGAUCGAAUUGUCAGAGAGCUCGGCGGCCAGAUCUUAUGCUUCGAAAUGGAAGCCGCAGGUCUUAUGAACGACUUCCCAUGUCUGGUGGUCAGGGGUAUAAGCGAUUAUUGUGACUCGCAUAAGAAUGACGGAUGGCAGAGGUAUGCAGCUGCGAGUGCUGCGGCAUAUGCUAGAGAGUUGUUACUAUUGAUACCGUCGGAAGAUGUGGUAGGGUAG
Aureobasidium musti is the source of this 444-nucleotide messenger RNA. The record is from the annotation of a GenBank genome assembly. Lineage: Eukaryota; Fungi; Ascomycota; Dothideomycetes; Dothideales; Saccotheciaceae.